This is a messenger RNA of Malassezia vespertilionis, 1818 nucleotides long. RefSeq names its product monovalent cation:H+ antiporter, CPA1 (nhx1) (gene NHX1). Lineage: Eukaryota; Fungi; Basidiomycota; Malasseziomycetes; Malasseziales; Malasseziaceae. Gene Ontology annotation, cellular component: late endosome; early endosome; fungal-type vacuole membrane. Gene Ontology annotation, biological process: vacuolar acidification; proton transmembrane transport; sodium ion transport. The transcript has a single exon. Gene Ontology annotation, molecular function: sodium:proton antiporter activity. The coding region runs from base 1 to 1818 and encodes 605 amino acids. The record is from RefSeq and is a predicted model, not a curated record.
AUGAGCGGAGCGGAAGCAGGCGUGUCUGCACAGCUUCCCUCGCUCGAUGCCGAAGAAAACGAGCGGUUUUCGUCGCUCGCGCUGUUUCUUGUACUCUUUCUACUGAUCGGCAGCUUUCUAACGAGUUACUACCUGCGAGUCCGGCGCAUCACUGCGGUGCACGAAACGAUUGUCGGUCUUUUUGCCGGCAUGUUUGUUGGAAUUGUGCUGAGGAUUGGCCCGCUGCGUCCCGUGCGUGAGAUGCUUGGGUUUAGCAAUGUUAUUAUGAUGAAUGUAUUGCUACCGCCCAUCAUUCUAGCGAGCGGGUACCACCUGCGUCAGGCCAAGUUCUUCCGCAACUUUGGCACGAUCCUAUCGUUUGCACUGGCCGGCACAUUUAUCAGCGCUGUUGUGAUUGGCGUGAUUGUCUGGAUUGGUUCCUUCUUGCACAUUGAGCGCGCGCGCUUGUCUCUACUUGACUGUCUCAUUUUUGGCAGCACACUCAGCGCCACGGAUCCCGUGACGAUUUUGGCGAUUUUCACUUCGUACAAAGUCGAUCCGCAGCUCUACAGCAUCAUAUUUGGCGAGAGCAUUUUGAAUGAUGCAGUGUCGAUUGUCAUGUUUGAAACGCUUCUGCAUUUACGGAACCAGACCAUCACGCUCUGGUCCAUCUUUUACGGAUUCGGUUUCUUUGCGCUCGUGUUCUCUUUUAGUGUGAUGCUCGGCGUCGUAUUUGGUCUUGCAUGCUCGCUCACGCUGAAGCACUCGCACCUCGGCUCCUAUCCCGAGUUGGAGAGCUGUAUCGUGAUCCUUAUCGCGUACUCGAGCUACUUUUUCAGCAACGCGGUGCAAAUGAGCGGGAUUGUCUCGCUCCUGUUUUGCGGCAUUACCCUAAAGCACUACGCUCACGGCAACAUGUCUUUCCACACGCAGCGCACAACCAAGGCCAUCUUCCAGACGCUCGCCAGUCUCUCGGAAAACUUUAUCUUUAUCUACUUGGGCCUCAGCCUGUUUACCGGCGCGAAGCACGAAUACAUGCCGAUGCUUAUCAUCUUUACGCUCGUGGCGGUUGUUGUGUCGCGAUACUGCGCCGUGUUUCCCAUUGCCUAUUUGCUCAAUCGGUUUGCCCAAUUUCGUGCGCGGCGCCGGCAGCGCGGCGCCGGUGCAGGCGUGCCGGUAGCAGCAUACGAACUUUCGCACGAGUACCAAUUGAUGCUCUUUUGGGCGGGCCUGCGCGGUGCCGUAGGCUUUGCGCUCAGUGCAGGCAUCCAGGGCGAGAAUGCAAGCAUGCUGCAGACCACGGUGCUGGUCACCGUCGUCCUGACCGUGAUUGUGUUUGGCGGUACCACCGCUCAAAUGCUCGACAUUCUCCACAUCCAAACCGGCGUUGAUGACGACGAAGACGAUGUGUCUGCGGCAGGCGACGAAGAAGCGCCCGAUACCCAGCCGUGGAUGUACAAUGAUGUGCGACCGCCGGCCAUUUUUCCCGCAGAUGAUCGGUACCGCGAUAUGUCCACCGAGUUGUCGGUGCGGCAAGCAGACGAGAACGAAGUGCUGCCCGACGCUGCUGGCCCCGUUGCGUUUGAUGCGUCGGUCGAGCUGGCUGACGACGACGCCAGCACCGAGUCGCGUUCUGUGCGCAUGCUCGACACGGCCAAUUUGAUCUUUAAAGACGGCGAGUGGUUCCAACGCAUCGACGAACGCUACUUGCUCCCCAUGUUUAGCAACACGGUCGCGAAUCGCAAGCGCGAGCAGCGAAAAGAGGCGCGCCGUGCCGUUUCCCACGAGCAAGAGCCAAACACACCGCGAUCGAGCUCGCCGAAAGAUAAAGCCCAUUAG